Messenger RNA from Fonsecaea erecta, 1122 nucleotides. RefSeq lists its product as hypothetical. The coding region runs from base 1 to 1122 and encodes 373 amino acids. The record is from RefSeq and is a predicted model, not a curated record. Lineage: Eukaryota; Fungi; Ascomycota; Eurotiomycetes; Chaetothyriales; Herpotrichiellaceae. The transcript is spliced from 2 exons.
AUGCAUACGUUCAUUUCGAUAGUUGGCCUCCUUUGUCUGUUGACACCCAUCUUGGCUGGUCCCAUUCAGAGGCCCAAUAAUGUAAUACGUCGAUUGAACCAGCCACAGAAACACUAUGUCGUGAACAGCCUCCUCUCAGCGACUCAUCGACGGCAGCAGAGGCGACAAGCUCCGACAGAUCCGGCGGACAAGGCGGCCGCAACGCCAACCACGACGAGUCUCAACCCGUUCGCAGCCCAGACCGGGAGUGGAACGGAAAAUGGAGCGGUCCCAGCGGUCGGCGUGGGAGGAGAUAAUACCAGUCUCAUCAGCCUGUUGACGCAGACCACGAUCGAAGUAGCCACACAGACGGCGACACCCAGCGAGACGACGACUUCGACAACAGAGAGCUCCACUGCUGAACAGACGACUUCUUCUGACGGAUCUACGACCAACACCGCUGGGCCGGUGGGCUCCGGAACAGCCAUUCAGCCCAAUGCAGCGCAGACCGGAGCACAAGACGAGUCGACCACGACCGUGACAGUGCAAGCCCAAACGACCAUCUUCCAGACUGUGGUUGUGACCUCUGAAGUCACUGCGUCAACUCCUGACUCUGGCGCCGUGACUGCACCAACAGCUUCAACCACCUCGUCCAACUCUGUGCCAGAUGCUUCUCCUCCCGCGUCCAGCACAGGAGCUGGAGAUCAAGGAGACCAACAGCCCGCCGGGGCCGUCACGAUCGUGUUUGUUACCGCCAGUCCGACGUUUACUGGCCCGAUUGCCGGAUACACGACGCUGACGCCAGACGACGCGAAUGGCAACACUGCAGGCACCGCCACCGACCACCAACAAGAGCCGACGUCGACAAGCACCACCAUCACCACCACCACGACUCCAGCGAGUGCAACUGACGCGUCUCCAUCGCCUUCAUCAACUUUGCCCGAGCCACCUGCGCAAGCCACACCAAGCGCCCCAACGACAUCACCAGUACCGGGAGUUGCACCUCCAGCGACCGGGACAACCACCUCUGCAUCGGCGACGAAUGGACUGGCUGUGAUUCCAGUGACGCCCAAUCCAGUACAAGCACAGGCGACGGUGACGGUGACUGAGACGGUGACGACGACCGUCACGGAGCGGCGGUAG